AUGACUCCUCUACUUGGGCAGUUCUCCAAGGUGACCCCAGACUCAGCAAAAGAACUGGCCCAGACCAAGUACUGCGCCAAGGACAGCGCCUUCAGCCAAGCCGUGAACACCGUGAAGUGGCGCGUGCCUAAGGACAUCGCCCAAUGCAUGGCCGUGUUCGUCGAGGUGCUCGAAGCCUUGGUCGAGGGCAUGUACUGGCAGGAGACACUGGUGGCGCCGACCAAUUACUUGAAUCCGUUCCUGCAAAACAGAGUCGUCAACGUCUCGACGUGCUGGCGCCAGACGCAUGGCAACUGGCAUCGGGUUGCAGCGCAGAUGAUGAAGAAGCUCAUGUAUUUCUUCGGGCGGAUCAAUGAGCUGACUGAGCCCACCUUGACAGACGCACAGAAGGAGGCGGCCUGGGAUGGAUUCCAGAAGGUCCCUGCCUCCUUUGUGGCCUUCAUGAACACUCUGAAGACCAUGAAGGCUGCUGACCAGGUGAACCUCUGCCGCGUCUUCAAGCUUGCCAAGGAGUCGGCAGCAUCGGGACAGCCCACGACUUGGCAGGUCAUGCCCAUGCUCGAUGCCGCGGGGGUGAACACCAUGAUCACCGACCUUGUGCAAAAGAACGACCCCUUGGUGGAGCCGGCGCCAGCCUUUUCCAGCGACGUGAAGGAUCCCACUGGAAUCUGCAGCUACAAGCUAGAGGACGCGAAAGUCACCGAAGUCACAGGGCUCUCGAAUCUGAGAAUGGAGGAUCUGGUCGUUGAUGGAAGCUACGAUGAACAAAGCACUUUCGACGACACCGCGAUCAAGCUGCAGCUGGGUCUGAGGACGUGCCCGGUGGACUUGACGGUCAAAGCAUCGGCGAACUUCAAGCAGGACGCAGGCAAAGUCUGGGACCCCUGCAUCGGAGUAACCUGGGGAGUCACCACCCAGCUGGACGUCACCUUCCGGGUGGCCAGCACGGUGGCCUGGGCAAAGGCCAGCUUCGGCAAGCUGUUUUCAGGAAGUGACGGCGCCUUGAGCGCAGGUAUUGACACGGUGGACAUCGAGUUCACGAAAGUCCAUCUUGCCCAGUUGGACAUUUCGAACUUCCCCGGCGAGGAAGGUAUCAGGAAAGCAGUCAACGGCCUCCUGGAGACCAGAUUGAGAGACGAGCUCGAGAAAAUUCUGGAGAACAAGCUGAAGGACAUCAUCCAGAAUGCGAUCUCCAACGGAGUGAGCUCGGUGGGUUCGAAGAUCCAGAUGCCCAGCGGCGACUCGGGCCGGCGCUUGUACACCUGCCAGGCCUUCGAUGGGUCUUACAUGGUGUCUCCUGCGAGAAGCCUCCUCCAGCUUCCCCACGCGCUGCUCUUAAUCCUGGUGGCGUGGUUUCUGUGCUGA
Molecule: messenger RNA, 1365 nt
Organism: Symbiodinium natans
Lineage: Eukaryota; Dinophyceae; Suessiales; Symbiodiniaceae
Source: the annotation of a GenBank genome assembly